AUGUUAUCGGCCGUCGCCUGUUCGUGCGUGCGAAACGGUCGGAAAGGCUCGGUCCAUGUAGCUAGGUUGUCGCUCUUAUCAUCGGUUAAGCGCUCGACCAGGACCCUGAAUCUGACAGGGGGACAGGAUUUGUCACAACACCGGUCACCGACUCCCUGGCAGCUGCUAUCCGCCAGAUUUGUGUCCCUAUCAGCCGCUUCACAUGGAGACACAGACCCUCUGGGCUCCCCUUCAGCCCCAGCCGAGAGCGACCCACCGAACCGCGAGCACUUCGGCUCCCUUUCCGGCGGCAUGUCCUCCAGGAGGUCGUUCAAAAAGACCAGCUCAUACCUGCAGAACCUGCAGCACCAAGAGGACGACGACGGGGAGGAAAAGGCGACGAGACCUCGCAGGAGGUCCGGAGCGAGUAACACACCGUACUGGUACUUCUUAGAGUGCAAAAAGCUGAUCAAAGAGAACAAGCUGCAGCAGGCGUUGGAUUUUUUCAGCAAAGACAUGCUGCAGGGAGAGAGGCUGCAGCCGGAGGAGAUCAACUACAGUGUCCUGAUAGGAGGCUGUGGUCGAGCGGGGCAACUCAAGAUGGCCUUCAGACUCUACAAUGAUCUGAAGAAGCGAGGUCUAGUUGCUACGGAUCACACCUACACCGGGCUGUUCAAUGCCUGCGCUGAGACACCAUACAAACAAACCGGUCUCCAGCAAGCGUUGAAGUUGGAGCAAGAACUCCGUCGCAAAAACAUCCCCCUCAGCACCAUCACGUACCACGCCCUUCUCAAGACGCACGCCAUCACCAACCACCUUCAAGCCUGUAUUCACACGAUCAGGGAGAUGCUGCAGAACGGCCAUGCUGUAACUCAGGAGACGUUUCACUAUCUGCUGAUGGGCUGUUUGAAGGACAAACAAACUGGAUUCAGACUGGCUCUGCAGGUUUGGCGCCAUAUGCUGAGGUCAGGGAUUCUUCCGGACUCAAUGAACUAUAACAUGCUCCUGCAAACUGCUCGGGAUUGUGGGAUUGGCAAUCCUGCCCUGACCACUGCCGUGCUGCUGAGGACUGUACAAGAGUAUGAGAGGGAACGUGUGUCACGCGUAAAGUCAACGUCUGGACGCAAGGAGCUGAUAGACAUUGACCUCCUGGAGAGGCAGUUGUGUAUUCAGCCUGAACCACACAGUGACAGUCAGCAGGACAACAGAGGCAGCGAGGAGGAGUCCGACAGAAGACCAGACUCGACCCAUUUGGUGCCAGUCAGACAAGUCACCUCACUGCCUGUUGACUUAGCAGGAGAUUCCACAGCCCCUAACCUACUGGACCUUUUUGAGGGUAAAAGGAGUGCUGUGGUCUCCCUCGGCACCGUGGACGGAGCAACAGAUAGGCUCGCCCUCAUCGGAGGAGCUAAAGGUUUCCUGGAGAAGAUGGCAGCUAACAGACUCAGUCCAGACCUCAGGACUCUGGCACUGCUGGCCGACAUGAUGGAGCCUGGAUACCAGUCCCUGCAGAUGCUACUGGUUGCCGCCAAGGAGCACAAAGUGAAACUUGACGUCGGGUUUUUUAACUCUGUGAUUCGCAGAGCAGCCAGAGCUGGUGACCUUGAGGAGGCAAAGUCUGUGUUACGUGUGAUGCGACAGCGUAAUGUAAACACUAACGUGCAGACAUUUGGAAGUCUUGCAUUAGGCUGUGAUCGACAGCAGGAAGGGCUGCAGCUGCUGAAAGACAUGCAGGAGGCGGGAUUCAAGCCUAACGUCUACACGUUCUCUGCUCUGAUUGGCCGAGCAAGUCGAAGACUGGAUUACGUUUACCUUAAAACACUGCUCCAAAAUAUGAGAGACAUGUCGGUGUGGCCUAAUAAAGUCAUCAUCAAACAGCUGGAGUUUGCCUCAAAGUAUCCUUCCAACUAUAACAAGUACCAGUCCAGAAACAACUACCUGGUCCAAAUCGAUGGUUUCCGUGGUUACUACCAGCAGUGGCUGAGACACAUGCCUGCUCAGAGCGCUGUGGACGAGCAGGCAGAGCUGCAGUCUGAGAUGGACGCUGCAGUGCUGAAAACAGAAGCUGCAGAUGGACUGACAGAGUCCGAAAGGAACAUGAGAGGGGCAGCACGGAGAUAUGGCUCUCGUAACAAGGACAAGACGAGCAGAGCUGAUCUGUAACGGCACAGUGGAAAUAUCUCUUCUUUUCUCUCCUUGGUCCUCCGUGGGUCUGUUUGCAUUCAGCUGUGUAACCCUGGAUGGACUUCCGCUCAAAGUUGUAACUCAUGGAUUCAUCGUUAACUUAAUGCAGAUGCAUUUUUUUCUAAAGAUUGUUGUUAUUGAAAUGUAUACUGCAAUUAAAGAAAAAUUCAAGUACAUUAUAUUUUAUUUUUAAACCAC
Cottoperca gobio is the source of this 2361-nucleotide messenger RNA. It is a transcript of the gene ptcd1, whose product is annotated as pentatricopeptide repeat domain 1. The transcript has 8 exons. Gene Ontology annotation, biological process: tRNA 3'-end processing. NCBI's taxonomy places the organism in Eukaryota, Metazoa, Chordata, Actinopteri, Perciformes, Bovichtidae. Bases 1 to 2142 code for a protein of 713 amino acids. Gene Ontology annotation, molecular function: protein binding; tRNA binding. The record is from RefSeq and is a predicted model, not a curated record. Gene Ontology annotation, cellular component: mitochondrial matrix.